AUGCUUCCCUUGUUCCUUCUUCCUAAGCUCACGUUUCUCCCCCCUCUCCAAACCCCCGUCCCUCUCCUUUCAUCUCUCCUCUCAUCUUCCUCCAACAUCGCCUUCCCUGCACCUCUCGAGAGGGAGUGCAGCAUAUGCGGAGUGGAGAUAGUGGACAAUGCACGCCCCAUACAGUCACAUCCGUUCACAGGCAACACCGCUUUUCUCCUAGGCAACGAGGGCACGGGGCUUUCCCCCACGGAGCUAGCAGUGUGUGACUCGUUUGUCUACAUCCCGCAGCAUGGCCCCGGGACUGCGUCGCUCAACGUCAUAGUCGCUGCCUCCAUCGUCCUGCACCACUUUGCUGUCUGGGCCCAAUACCCUGAGCGGGAGCGGGAAGGUGCGAAAUUUUCAGUGGCUGCCCGGCCACUGAGAAGGGGCCCUCGCAAUCGCUGCCCGGAAGAUCCUGCUGAGCUGACAGCUCGGCGGCAAGGCAGGCAGGAAGCAGCUGAUAGUGACACGUGGCAGGAUUUCGAGGAUGGGUCACUGGGAUUGCUGGAAGGGGAGGAGGGGGAUGGCGAGUCAUGA
This is a messenger RNA of Closterium sp. Naga37s-1, 567 nucleotides long. The record is from the annotation of a GenBank genome assembly. NCBI's taxonomy places the organism in Eukaryota, Viridiplantae, Streptophyta, Zygnematophyceae, Desmidiales, Closteriaceae.